Molecule: messenger RNA, 2789 nt
Organism: Bufo gargarizans (Asiatic toad)
Lineage: Eukaryota; Metazoa; Chordata; Amphibia; Anura; Bufonidae
Gene: CREB3L1
Product: cAMP responsive element binding protein 3 like 1
Exons: 12
Coding region: 720-2150 (476 amino acids)
Biological process (GO): regulation of transcription by RNA polymerase II
Molecular function (GO): cAMP response element binding; DNA-binding transcription factor activity, RNA polymerase II-specific
Source: RefSeq, a predicted model, not a curated record
UUGUCGGCUCCGGCUGCUCCUGACAGCUGGGGAGAGUCACAGGGAGACACAGGCUCGCAACGGCAUGAUCACCGGCACUAAGGGGAAAAAGCCAUAAGGAAGACGAAAGACCCUCUCCCUGGAGGGGAGCAUCAUGCAUUGGGAAGAAACAGGGCCUGCUGAGCCCUAUUGACAAAAGAAGCCUGCCCCCCAUUCCAGCCCGGGCAUCCUUGUACCCCAUCCCUGCACCCUGUGACCCCGGCCCCUGCUCUCUCUGCUGUUUUUACUGCACUGUUCACAGCACCUCAACCCUGCACACAGUCACCCCAUCCCUUGCAUCCCUUUUACUAGAUUCAGUCAUCAUCUCACCCUAACACUGCACCCAUUGCUAAUUUUGCACCCAUUGCACUUAACUAUCCCUGUUGUCUCUUGCUUCCAUUCACUCUACCCCCAUAGUCAGCAGGUACUUUGGGGUUAGUUUGCUCCCUCUUCUCUUUGAUCCAUGCACCCAUUGCUGGGGUCUCUACACACCCCAGGCUUGCCCUCUAAGCCCUUGGAUUGCACCCCUCACCCUUCUAGCAUCCUCGCAGCUUGCACCAGGUCACCGUACACCUUGGCACUGGUUCGCGGCGCCUUCUUCCCAUCCAGCCACCUGUGACUGCUCUCUCCACCACUCCUGUUCUCAUGGAUGGCAGCCAACCUCGGUGACACCUGACGGCCAGAACCUGACACCCGGGACCAUGGAUAGUGCCACCAUGAUGCAAGAGCGAAGCUUUCACAGCCCCUUCCUGGAGCUGGAGGACUUGACAGAGGCAGAUUUUAUGAGUAAUGUGCAUUUCUCGGAAGCUCUCGAUGAAUUCUCAAAUGACCUGUUUAGUAGUUUCUUUGAUGAUCCUCCUCUCCUGGAUCAGGAUUCCUUACUGGAUAUGGAGGUCGAAAGCCCUGCUCCACCCAUACAGGCCGAGCACAGCUACUCACUGAGUGAAGACUCAGCUCCUCAAAGUCCUGCCAUUACCAUCAAAGAAGAAGAUGAAGACAGUCCAGGAGAAACGGGAAGUGCAGUCUGGGCCUUGGAACAUGAACUCUGCUCUUUACUGGUGAAGCAGGAGCAGAAUCGUAUUCCACAAGUAGAGCCCAUACAUCCGAGUGUGCCUCUGGAGCAAGACCUCAGUACAGGGCUACUACCGGGUGAGGAGAACGUUUCCCAAAAUCCUAUAUCACAUAUAAAAGUAGAGCCAGGAAUUCCAAACCACUUGCUAAAUGUAACAUCAGAUGUUUUAGGGGUCAUGCCUCUAACUCCACCUAGUAGUCAUAGCAGUGACAGUGAUGGUUCUCAAAGUCCUCGCUCCCUUCCUCCACCAAGUCCAGCCCGUCCAGUGGCCCGGUCAUCUCAUGCUAUCUCCUCAUCACCGCUGCUCACUGCUCCUCAUAAACUCCAGGGCACGUCAGGACCUCUCAUGCUAACAGAGGAGGAGAAGCGCACCCUAGUAGCUGAGGGUUACCCAAUUCCUACCAAACUUCCUCUCACUAAAACAGAAGAGAAAGCCCUAAAGAGAGUGCGUCGGAAGAUUAAGAACAAGAUCUCAGCCCAGGAGAGUCGGAGGAAGAAAAAGGAAUAUGUGGAGUGUCUAGAAAAGAAGGUGGAAACCUUCACGUCACAGAACAGUGAGCUGUGGAAAAAGGUGGAGAAUCUAGAGAACGCCAACAGGUCUCUGCUGCAGCAGUUACAGAAGCUCCAGGCUUUAGUGACAGGAAAAGUGCCAAGACCCUGCAAACUUGCAGCAACCCAGACAGGAACUUGUCUUAUGGUUGUCGUAUUGUGCUUUAUUCUUGCCUUUGGUUCCAUGAUUCCAUCCUUCCCAGAGUUCUCUUCGGGGUCUCAGACAGUGAAAUCAGCCCCUCUAUUGGCACCUGACCUGUAUACCCUCAGCCAGAUCCGCUCCCGAAGCCUCUUGUCCUACGAUGAAGGAGCUGGAGUUUCAGCAGAGGAUGCCACCACAGCUUUGGGAGACCACAGAAAAUGGACCUCUGACGCAGCAUCUCUCAGCAACCAUCUCGAAAACAUGGCUCACGAAAGGGACAAGUACUUUGGACAGACAGAACGGAAGAACCAGACACAUGGAAGAUUCACAGAGCAGGAAGAGGGGGGCAGAAGUUCUGAGUUCUUGUAGAGUUGGGGCCAAAGGGAGAGGGAUCGAAAGCUGAGCACUAUACAUGGGUGGAGCAGGGAAAAAAAUUCUGGAAUCAGAGACUAAAACAUUAUGGUGAUCCCAGGACAAAAUCUCAACCCCCAACAGAUUUAGGCCUGCAAUGUAAUAUGUGCACAGACUUUGAUUGUGAACCCGAAGCUGACACAACUGCCCUUCUUGUGCCCGAGGCAAUGAGUGUGGAUGGAGAGACUGACUGCGGCUUCUUCUGUACACCAAAGGAGUAUGUGAAUGCUCAAUCUUCCAUCUUGCACUAUAAGAAAACCAAUUUUCCUCACUCGUAGAUAAGACUUUAUGGAAAGCAAACAGAAAACAGUCAAUAAUCCCCAUUUGUUGCCAGGAAAUGACUUUUUUUUAGCUGUCGACGACUCUAAAUAGUGCCCUGCUCUGCUCAUCAUCUUACCGGCCUGGACCCCUCUCCUUGGCCCCUGCGGCCCCUCUGUCCAUGUACAGAACACACCUGGAUCUCUGGAGAAGAUUGUUAGUUAACGCAAGCUUUGUAUGCACGGAUACAGAUUUAUAUGCUUCUUCUUCUCAUCUCAACUCUCUGCCUGCUUCAGUCAAGCAAAAUAAUAAAAACAAAAAACAAAAAAAAAAAACAAG